AUGGCAGCUGUUCAAUCAAGAUUACCGGCACCAUCACAUAAAAUAGUUGGGAAAAAUACUAUCAAACCAACCGAAAAUCUUCCAUCGAGUGCACCUGCGUUAAAAACGAAAUCAUCUCCAAUUACCGUUCCUACAAAGAAACCUAAUUUUGCUCACGUUAAACCACGGAUUGGUUCAUUGGAUAAUGUUACUCAUAAACCGAAAGGUGGUGAUAAAAAGAUUUAUUCCGAAAGAUCAAACUUUUCUAAUGUAAAAUCACGUAUUGGUUCAUUGGAGAAUGUCAAUCAUACACCGAAAGGAGGAGAUUUGAAGAUAGUUUCCGUGAAGUCGGAUUUUUCAAAGGUGAAGUCACGUGUUGGAUCAUUAGACAACAUCAAUCACUUACCAAAAGUUCAAUCACUGAUUAAUGUUAAUAAUGUACCACAAGGUGGUAAUGUUAAAUUGAUUUCCAAUAAACCGAAUUUUAAGCAAGUACAUUCUCGUGUCGGUUCCUUUGAUAACAUUGAUCAUACUCCAAAAGGUGGUGAUAAAAUUAUCUUUAAUGAUAAAUUAAACUUUACCAACGUAAAAUCUCGUGUCGGUUCUUUGGAUAAUAUUCAACAUCUUCCAAAAGGUGGUGAUGUUAAAAUAUUUGACGAAAAAUUAAAAUUUAGAGAAUUAGCCAAUCCAAAAAUAAUUAGUCGUUCUUCCACCAAUUCUAGCGGUGAUUCUUCGAUUAUCGCUGAUGAUGAUCGAUCAAGUCUUGUUAAUAGUCCCAUAUCUUCUCUCGCUUUGGAUGAUGUUCCUGAAGAGGUUGAUGAUCCUCCAUCACAUGAAGAAUAUCAGACAUUAUAUCUUACACCUCAUACACCUCAUACGCCUGUUAUUGAAGUUAUGUCCCCAAUUAUGGAACGUUUCGAAGAAGAAGGAAUACAUGAAGAUUUAUCUCAUAUCACCGAAAUUAGAUUUCGUGAACCUUUUCAGGAAUCAAACAAAUACACCGAAUUUUCUUCCGAAACUAAUUUCGUUGAUAAUGGUCAAUACUUUUCUGGAAAAGAAACACAUUAUCAACAUGGAAUCGUUUAUGAAGAAGAUUUUGAUGAAGAAGCUCAUUCUAAUUUUCAAAGAGAUACUACUUCAAUAAGAGGAUCCACUAUAUUUGUUAGUGAGAAUCCUUUAAAUGAUACUGAUUUAUCUUUUGAAGUUAAUGUUCAAAGAAAAUCAUUUUUAUUAUCUGAAGCUAAUAGAAUUUCUAUUAUUGAAAAUAUAAAUCCUGCUCCAUCAAAAGAACUGAUUCAUGCAGUUGAAAUUCCUCCCAAAGAUGAAAAUGAUUGUCAUAAUCUUGAAUUAACUUUAGCUCAACAGCAUUUCCGUGCAGGAAACUAUGAAUCAAAGACUCAAGGUACUGUUACCUUUAGGCAAGCUGACAAACCAAAGCGUCCACAAAUUCACAAUAAAAUACCUGUGUAUUUUACUAUGCCAAAAAAGCUCAACGGUCAAUGUGAACUUACAAUGAAAUAUCACGCAUUCUUUUUCGUAACCUAUUAUAGUUCGAAGUUGCUUUAUCAAUAA
Messenger RNA from Funneliformis geosporum, 1551 nucleotides. Lineage: Eukaryota; Fungi; Glomeromycota; Glomeromycetes; Glomerales; Glomeraceae. The record is from the annotation of a GenBank genome assembly.